AUGAGUGACACGAUAACUGGCAGCGCACCUCGAAAUAUGGACGACAAUGAUAGCCCGCGUGGUGUUGCAAAUGAAGAGAGUGCUGUAAAGCGAAAAAUUGUUCUUUGCUUUGAUGGUACAGAUGGUACAUAUGGUCCCAAGCCGUUUUCCAAUGUUCUUAAAAUAUAUCGACUGUUGGACAGCAGUGAUGAGAAGAAACAGCUUUGUUACUACCAACCUGGUAUCGGAACAGCAAUGACCUUUGAUUCAAACCUCGACUAUAAUCGGAAAGUCACCUUCACGAAUGCCAGAAAUUUUGUGGACUCCUUAUUUGCAUUCACAAUGACAUAUCACGUCUGCUCGGCUUACAUGUUCCUGAUGAAGUAUUACAGGAAGGGAGAUGAGAUUUACAUGUUUGGAGUCAGUCGAGGGGCAUUUGUUGCGAGAAUUCUGGCUGGAAUGAUUGAGAGAGUUGGCUUACUGAAUGAAGGAUUGGAGGAUAUAAUCUCGACCGCUUGGAAAAUAUACGAAAAAUGGGAAUACGCAGCUCAACCUAUCGAACCCGACUACACCACCACUCUUGCAGAAGAAUUCAAGAAGACGUUUUCUCGCAGCUAUGAAAUUGUCAUAAACUUUCAGGGCUUGUUCGACUCUGUCAACUCUGCUGGAUUUCUUCGCGAUAGGCAUUUCCCAUUCACCGCAAGGAGCGUAGUAGUACGCCAUGUCCGACACGCCCUUAGUCUUGAUGAGCGCCGAGGCAAAUUCCAACCACAAAAUUUUAUCCAGAGUCCCAAAGAUGGUUAUUUCUCUCCUCUUUGGAGAACUCUGAGUUACAAGUUCACGAACUCUUCUUUUGGAAGUUUCCAAAUCUUCUCGAAAGCCACCUCCUCUUCAAGUGUUUUGGUCGGUAACUCUAAGCAACAAUCCGACAAUAAUAGCCCUCAGAACUCUAUUCGGAAAUCAAAAGUUUCGACCGUGAGUAACGGAGACGACAGCAGAUUAGAUGAUUCGGUCGCUACAAAGUUAUUGCCAUAUCAACAAGAUUUUUCCAGGAGCACCAUAAGCCAUGACUCACUGUCUUCCGAUAUAGUUGAAAAGUGGUUCCCUGGAGACCAUGCCGAUAUUGGAGGUGGUUGGAUACCUGAUUAUGAUACAAAGCAAUACUUAUCAAACAUAUCCUUGCGAUGGAUGCUUUCCGAGGCAGUCAAGAAUGGAGUUCUUUUCGAGAAAAAUGUCAUAAGAGAAUUUUCGACAAAGUACCCAGCUCUCGGUAGUUUCACAGCUCUUUCUCACGAUAUGCUGGCUUUCACAAGUAGAGGGGCAGCCGAGAGUGUUUUUGACGCAACAAAACCACCAAACAGGUGGUUGGUUUCUCGCAUUCUUCGUCAACUUUUCAAACUUGUCAAAAUGAAAGUCUCAUGGCUCUGUGGGAAAGGUCGUUGGUACGCCAAGAAGUGCAAUGAACUACUUUACCGCUCUUGUGACUUUGGUUCUUCAAAUGCACCAUUAAAUGAACAAGAAUCACAGCGCGACGCAUUUUCUCCAAGUAAAGCGGGGUGUGGAAACCAACCAUUAUGGCAAGUCUUUGCAUGGUGGGUCAUAGAACUAGUUCCAAUAAGGCGUAAUACACUGGGCAAAGAUUGCAGGUGGAGAAACGCUUAUGUUCCCAAUCGUGGUCGGUGUAGAGAAUUGCGCGAAGAUAGCGACCUUCACUGGUCAGUCUAUUGGAGAUUGCUUUACUAUCGGGACUACAGGCCAUCCAAUUUACCUCAAUAUGUCCUAGAUCUCUUCGAGGAUCUCGAAAAAACUACUGGUUUAUCGCAAGAAAGAAGAGACAGUGUACGUUCAGCGAUUGCAGGUGGCUCUCGAAAACGAGUGACAAGACUAUGCCCUCAGCGUGAUGAACGUAAAUACGAAAAAGUCAUUUCUGAGGCUCGAGAGCUUCUCAGGCAAUGGAGUCUCUUACCUCCUAAUAAGGUUCCCGAUGAUUUGAGUGAGCUUCUAAAGACACACUGCGACCUUUAA
This is a messenger RNA of Lachancea sp. 'fantastica', 2004 nucleotides long. The record is from the annotation of a GenBank genome assembly. NCBI's taxonomy places the organism in Eukaryota, Fungi, Ascomycota, Saccharomycetes, Saccharomycetales, Saccharomycetaceae.